AUGGCGUCUCGUGAAGGGAUUAAUCCCUUGCGGCCUUACUAUAUCCCUCCGUCUGGCUUAUCACCCGCUUCAAAUGCGCCUGCCGAGGUGGCAUCGCCAUCAUCAGCCCAGGUGUUUGGCAGCACAGCUCGUGAUCUCAUGCCGGACUUGGACUAUGCCGAUUAUCUAGAAGCCUCGCCAUCGGUGUCUGACUGGGCCCGCGAUGCCUUGAACCGAGCGUUUGUGCGCUACACCAAGGUUCUUACUGCGCAGCCGUUUGACGUUGCCAAAACCAUCUUGCAGGUGUAUGUCGUCCCAGACGCCACAGAGGAGCAGUGUGAUCGGAACUCGACACCGGGUGCUGAAGGAAGCUCUUAUGAUGAUUCGGACUCGGAAUCAUCCGAUGAUGAAACCAGUUACUUCACCUCAGCGGCCCCUCCGACCGCGACGCCGAGUACACCUCGAUCUCGCAAAUCACGCCACCGCAUCACCGACCGCAGUGGCUAUAUUCGACCAGAGUCUGCCGCACAGCCCAAAUAUGCCUUGACUCUCAAGAACUCCAACUCUCUGACCGAAGUUUUAUCCCAGCUAUGGUCCUCCAGCGGCCCAACCUCCCUCUGGAAGUCUUCUAACACUACAUUCAUUUACUCACUUCUCCUGCCGACUUUGAACACUUUCAUCCGCAGUCUUCUGACGGCAAUCGUCGGUUUGCCAGAAGAAGACAUUUCCACGUCGAUGACUGCAGACAUUCUGACGGCAUCAUCCCCUCUGGCAACGUUGGUCCUGUCGUUCGUUUCCUCCUCGAUAUCCGCCCUGAUCCUAGCUCCUAUCGACACUGCUCGUACAUUCCUGAUGCUUACGCCUGCAAUCCAUGGACCGGGGUCCCUCGUCCGAGCUAUCCGCCAGCUCCCCACACCCAACUGCACGAUCCCCUCGCAUCUCGUCCCAAUCACCGUGCUUCACUCAAGUCUCCCCAACCUCAUCAUGACCUCUACACCACUUUUUCUCAAAUCCUAUCUGUCCAUCGAUCCCAUUCUAAACCCAAACGCAUGGAACCUCUGUGCGUUUCUUGGCUCAGGACUUGAACUCGCCGUGCGAUUCCCACUCGAGACCGUGCUCCGCCGCGCCCAGAUCGCUACAUACACAUCCUUGAGUCUGCGUCAAAAGUCCUCAGGCGGUAGCAUCAGUGCGGCAUCUAUUGAUGCGUCCGAUGUGGAAACCAUCGUCCCUACUCCUCGCACAUACCGCGGUAUUAUUGGCACAAUGUGGCAUGUCGUUUAUGAGGAGGGUGUCAGCUCGACUCCGUCAGACACAGAGCGUGCCAAGCAGCUUCUCGGCCAACGUGCCUCACAGAAAAAGCGACAGCAAGGCCAGGGUAUUCAGGGCCUGUACCGCGGCUGGCGCAUUGGCAUGUGGGGUAUCGCCGGCAUCUGGGGAGCCAGUCUGUUGGGCGGUGUUGCUGGUGGUAGCGAAGACGAGGUGACAACAAGAGGUGGCCAUGGCCGUUCUAGCGGCGGACGUUUCUAA
Penicillium digitatum Pd1 is the source of this 1506-nucleotide messenger RNA. RefSeq names its product mitofusin complex protein UGO1. Gene Ontology annotation, biological process: mitochondrial coenzyme A transmembrane transport; mitochondrial fusion. Lineage: Eukaryota; Fungi; Ascomycota; Eurotiomycetes; Eurotiales; Aspergillaceae. The record is from RefSeq and is a predicted model, not a curated record. Gene Ontology annotation, cellular component: mitochondrial inner membrane. Gene Ontology annotation, molecular function: coenzyme A transmembrane transporter activity.